Molecule: messenger RNA, 351 nt
Organism: Chaetomium globosum CBS 148.51
Lineage: Eukaryota; Fungi; Ascomycota; Sordariomycetes; Sordariales; Chaetomiaceae
Exons: 2
Coding region: 1-351 (116 amino acids)
Source: RefSeq, a predicted model, not a curated record
AUGGGGGUCACGACGGCCGCAGCAACCCCGAGGUCCCUGUUACCGGUGGUGCAGAAGUUCUUCCGGCCCGUUUCUGCCUCUUCGUCUUUCCGCAUUGCCGGGUUGAACAGGACUUCUCACAUUUAUCAACCGCUUCUAGCAAAGAAAGCGGCACCACACGGAAGGAUCACCGCCCCCGCCGCAAGUCGCUCCGGCUCCUUGAUCGACUCGGAAUACAUGCUCCUUAUCCUCAUCUUCCCGAAAGCCGAAGAUAGCAACCAUCGCCCUGUUGAGGUGAACCCCAUGCGACACGCGAGCGGGACGCAAUUAUGUCAUUUUGUACCAGCACGCACUUACGUUGGUGGUUUCUGA